UUUCCAAAGGUGGCCCUUGUACCACGGUGUUACGCCUGAUGGCAUCGCGGUAAACACGACACCCCUCCCCCAGCACAAUGACCGCCCUGCGCCGGAGCCGUGUGCCCCUCACGCUCCUGUGUGUCUUCGCCCAGACGGUGCUGCGGGGGGCCGCGUGCCCCGCAUCCUGCACCUGCUACGUGCCCACCGAGGUGCACUGCACGUUCCGAUACCUGACCGUGGUACCAGGGCACAUCCAGCCUGCUGUGGAGAAGAUUAACCUGGGCUACAACAGCUUAACUUUACUGAAGGAAAGCGACUUCGCUGGGCUGAGUCGACUGGAGCUGCUGCUGCUGCACAGCAACACGAUCCAUCAGGUGGAGGACAAAGCCUUCGGUGACCUCCAUGUCCUCCAGGUCCUGAAGAUGAGUUACAACAGGGUCAGAGAGAUCAACAAAGACACUUUCUUUGGCCUGAAGAGUCUGCUGCGGCUGCACGUGGACCACAACCGCAUCGAGUUCAUCCACCCCGAGGCUUUUUAUGGGCUCACAGCCCUGCAGCUGGUCCACCUGGAGGGCAACCUGCUCCAGCAGCUGCACCCUGACACCUUUGUGACCAUGCGUUACAGCCAGAUUUUCAAGACCUCCUCCAUAAGGAGCAUCCACUUGUCUGACAAUGCGAUGAGCACCUUGCCUGCCCGUGUCUUUUCUCCCUGCACCAAGCUGGAGAGCGUCUAUCUCCACGGCAACCCCUGGUCAUGCGAUUGCCGCCUGGAAUGGCUCGUGAAGUGGGCAAGAAAAGACCCAGGAGUGCUCAAGUGCAAGCGGGACAGGAAGCAUGUCAGGGGGGCCCACUGUCCCAUCUGUGAAACUCCAGCUGUCUCCAGGGGCCAGAACAUUGUCCAUCUCCCUCUGGAUGCCCUGUCCUGCAGCAAGCCAUGGAUUCUUGCUCGCUUGAAGGAGAAGAACCUCACCUUGGAUGAAGGUGAUUUCAGCACAGCCUCCCCUGGUGACUUCAUAGCACCCAUUGGCUCAUUGGUGAUGAACAUGACGGACCAGUUCCACAACGAUGCCAGCUUGGUCUGCACCGUUCAGAGACCAUCGCUGAUGGAGAACCUGACCGUGGCCCACAGCGAAGGCGUCGUCACACUGUGUGCCAAUGUGGCCUCGUCGCUGGUCUGCAACAUUGACUAUGAGCACAUCCAGCAGCUGUGGCGCAUCUUAGCCGCAUACAGCGACACACCGAUGAGACUGCAGAGGGGACUCAUGCUUGCCAAAACACCGGAGAUGAUCUACAGGUACACACAGAAGAACCCGGCGGGUGACAGCGAGGUCUUUACGAACGUCGAGGCCGAAAUCAAGGCCAACCCGGGGUGGCUUAUGCAGGAUGAAGUCUCCCUUCAGCUGGACCGCACCACCACCACCUUUACCGCCUUGCAUAUAAAGUACAUGUCAACUGUCCACCUGCGGGAGGACAGCAAAGUCCAAAGGAAAGACAGGUACAGUUGGGCCAUGAUCAAGAGAGACAAUCGGACCGAGACAGAGCACUCAGCUCUUGUUGGCGGUCUCAUUGACUUGAAAUGUCAGGUUUAUGGACAUCCUAAGCCUUCAGUUGAGUGGAUACUACCGGACGGCAGCAAAGUCCGCGCACCGUACAGUAAUGACGACGGAAGGAUCGUCAUCACAGACUCAGGGGGGCUCACGGUGAGGGCGGCCGACACAUCGGACACGGGACUUUAUCACUGCAUUGCCACCAACUACCUGGAUGCCGACGUCCUCACCUUUCGAGUUACGGUUUUACCUCCUGAGGUGGAAGAGGAAGAUGUGAACGGGGUCCGGCUUUCGUACUCUAUAGGUGACGACUUGCUUCUUGACUGCAGUUCUGCUGGAAACCCGAAACCCUCCGUUCGGUGGAUUUUGCCAGACCACACAGUGUUGGAUGAGUCUUACGGACACAGAAGGCUGUUCCAAAACGGCAGCCUGAGAGUACAAGGGCUGACACAGAGGGAUCGUGGGUUUUACAGAUGCCUCACUGCUAACCACAUGGGAGUGGACUUGUUAACCUCCCAGGUAAUGCUUUUGGGAGAGAGGCGCAAGGUGUUAGAAGCUGAGAGCUCAGGGGAUGAGUUUGACUCCAAUUUUGAGGAGAGUGUGGAGUCGGUCAUCACUGAGCUUCCUUCCUCUAGGUCCUUCAGUGGCCAGGAGUCUACGACGGUUACCGCAGAUCGCCCAUUCCCCAGACACCGAGCCUCACGGAAGAGGGUCUCUAGUGGCAUCAUCCAGAGAAGGAGGGGCUCCACAAGUAACUGGCGAGCAUGGGGAUCAAGGAGAACCUUUGAUAAAUCCUCCAGAAAAGCAGACCCCAAAAAGUGGGAAGAAAUGUUGACAAAAACCCAAAAAGGAAGAACAGAAGAUGUGAAAGAUGACACUGUGAUUACAUUAAAAUCUGGCCUCACAAAAGAUGAGCAUAUGGGCUCAGGUGAUGACUUGUCUGAAGGAGAGCUCAUCAUUGUUCCAAGCAAUAUGGUGGCAACCUCAGAGAUGCCGGAUGAGACACAAAGCACACUUUCUCAAACGGAUGCCACACCAGUUCUUUCUACAGCUUCGCUUGUUGAACCUGGAAGUGGUGGAACUACAAGCAGUCUAGUUCCACAGUUUAGAGUCACUCAUCACCAUAGUGUCACCCCCAAUAGCAAUAACCCUUAUAUUCUUGAGAGUAAAACAGAGAGGCCUCCAAAUCUUCCAAUGACACUAAAGAUGGAAAUGACCAAUUCCACCAGUGAAAUGCAGCUGAUAUUUUCAGGUGACAGCGAGGACACCGCCACGGGUAAGAUGACCCUGUUUGUGUCACAGUACCCAAAUGGUACCUCCAUGUUGAAUGGGCCCGGUCCAAGGGCAGAGCCAGUGGUCCACACAUCCUCUGGCCCCAACGGCCACACCACAUUCACAGCACUUACCACCACUGAGCAAGUGGCUGGUGAGAUUAUGUUUCAUACUACACAGAAGAUCAAGUCCCCAGGUCUCCCUGCUGGAUCUACCAUCAUCUCCCAUCAAGAAAUCCACAUCAUCCCUGCCCUCAAGCAGCGGCCUGGACGAAGACGAAGCUUCCCUGGCCGGAGGCGAAUCAUAAAGCCGAACAAAAUCACAGAUAUCAGUGCCUAUCUCAACAAGCUGAAGAAGCCACCAGGGGUAGAAAGACCUGAUAGUCGGGAUCCUUCUCGGUACACAACAGAAAGACCCGCCACAGCUGCCCUCAGCCCCUCACUCAUUACAUCCACCUCUUUUCCCGCUUCCGCUAGGGCAAGUACACCUGACAUGAAUGUGAAGGGCAUCACUAUGCAGCCUUCCACCAUAGGCCCACUGUCCACAACAAGGUCUAAUGACUUCAUAACCUCUGCAGGCUGUCCUGAUACGUACAUUUCACAAGCGCCCAGGGAGGUGGGGAAGAGUUCGUCCCGAAUGGACAGAAUAACUGCCUCCACAAAAGCCUCCACACCUUCCAAAGUAAUUAGAGGCAAAAUUCCAUGGCAGAAACUGUUUGGGACAAAAGACCACAAAGAGCUUCCGAAUAGACUUAGGAAGCCAGUGAAACCAACACCCACCGGAGAGAGUACAACAGCAGUUAAAACCACAAGCACCGCUGCCCCGGCAAGAGUCCCUCAGCUCCCCACUGCUGAAUCACUCAUCUCACCCAUCACCAUCAGACCAAGAGUAACUGAUGAGAAUACAGAGGCUCAGCCUACUGAGACCUUACCUGAGGACUUUUCUGGCUCAUCCUCCACCCCUGAACCUAAUGCUGAGUCCAGAUUUAGGAAAUUAACACCGGCUGUCCCCCCACUGAGUUUCAAUACAAGGACAUUUGUCAGUCAGUCUCCCACUAUUCCCCCCAGCUUUCCUUCGCAGGCCCACACCACCACCGCAAAAGCUUCUGCCACCACCCAGACCAUAGCCUUUCCACCAACAAUCCAACCAGUUGUGGAGAAGACCUUUGAAGCCUCGUCCAGCUCUUCUGGUUCAAUUUCUGGCUCAGGUGGGUACAGCAAAGAUGUUGUAUACAGGCGUGGGGGGUCAAGGAGACCAGUAUGGCCCCCCCGCAGGAACGGCUUCAGACGAAGAAGACCAGGGAAGAGUUUCACCACAGCAACUCCACGCACCACAGUGAAAACAACUACACAAAGUUCCAUCACUUCUGUGGCUAUCACAUCUACAGUGAGGAUGAUCCCAUCUAGUGUCACAAUGCUGCUCUCUAAACCGCAAUACACACUUUUCAGAGUGGCAGAGCCAGUAAAAUCCACAAGAACCACCACUGCUCGUUCUUCUGGAGAUGAAACCACCACCUACCCAAAUGCAGAAGACUGGAAAGAUUUGAGUGCUCUUACCACUAGUCCUUCCAAAGUUUCUACAACCACCACAUGGAGCAGAACAACCGCACGUCCAACAACACUUGAUAAAAACACACCUACAUCAAAGCCUUUGAAAACACAAACACAGACAUCACCUGCAGUGAGUAGAAUCAGGAGCACAGCUAACACCUUCAGCACAGAUACCUACAGAGGAAUUCCUCCAGGGAAAGAACCCCAGUAUCCAACAAGAAGGACCCCCAUAAAAAAGGUCAGGCCCCCCUCAUUCCCUGAGCGAAACACUCAGUCUGGGAUUGGAGAUGGAGGCAACAUGGAGCUACCUAGACCAGAAGCAGCUGAGACCAGCAAGCAUAGGGGUAUAUAUGGGCCAAGGGAUCGGGGGGCAACGUUCACCAUUCUUAGAGAAGAGCGGGGCAACGCCAGCACUCCGUCACCUUACAAGAUCCACAACUCCGUAUCAGCUGGGUAUGAUCUCCUCGAGGGGCAGGAAACCAGCACACCUCACACCAUCAACAGUGUGUCAUCAGCUCUGGAGACGGGGUCAAAACCCAAGAUCGUGGGAGGGAACGCUGCACAGUACACAGUGCUGUCCAACUCCGAUGCUUUUCUGCCCUGUGUGGCUGAUGGUUUCCCUGAGCCCAACAUCAUCUGGAAACGCUUCUCGUCCAUCACAGGAAGCACUUUGACCAUAAAGGGCAAGAUGGGAAAAUUCGAGGUGUUCAGCAAUGGCACCCUGUCUAUCCAGAACACCAAUAUGAAGGACCGAGGCCAGUACCUCUGCUUGGCCCAAAACGAUUUUGGCUCCGACAAACUGUUGGUAACCUUGUCCGUGGUGGCCUAUCCGUCACGGAUACUCGAGCCCAAGGUGCGGGAAAUAAACUCUCACCCUGGGAAUACCAUCGAGAUCAAGUGUAGGGCUGAAGGCCGCCCUGUCCCUCUCAUCUCCUGGAUCCUGGCCAAUCGCACCCAGGUCAGGGGCUACAGCUCAGACCGCGAGAGGGUGACGGUGACACCCGAUGGAACUCUGGUCAUCCAUCAGGUGUCUGCGUAUGACAGAGGCCACUACAAAUGCAUCGCCAGCAACCCUGCCGGCGUGGACACGGUCAGUGUGCGGCUGCAUGUGGUGGCAGCACCCCCUGGCAUCCUGGAGGAGAAACGGCAGUAUGUGAUUGGCGAAGCUGGACAAAGCGUGAGUCUUCCAUGCUCAGCCCAGGGCAGCCCUCAGCCCACUGUCCACUGGGUGCUCCUCGAUGGAACAGUAAUUCGGCCCCUGCAGGACAUCAGAGCUAAUGUCUCAUUGUUGGCUAAUGGCACGUUGCUCUUGAAGGACCUUUCUGACUCAGAAGGCGGGACGUAUGAGUGCAUCGCCACAAGCUCCACGGGCUCUGAGCGUCGCGUGGUCACCCUGAGCGUGAAGCAGACAGCCUUGGUGCCCCGAAUCGUGGAAGCCUCUCAGCGCUGGACUGAAAUCGGCUAUGGCCAGCAGCUGCUGCUCAACUGCUCUGCGGUUGGGGAGCCCAAGCCUGUGAUUCUCUGGAAGCUCCCAUCUAAGGUCGUUGUCGACCGGUGGCACAGAAUGGGAGCGCGGAUCCACAUCCUGGACAACGGAACUUUGACCAUCAGUUCCUUGAGUGAGAAAGACGCUGGAGAUUACCUCUGCAUCGCCCGCAACAAGAUGGGCGACGACCUGCAGCUCAUGAAGGUCUCCGUGUCCAUGAAGCCAGCUAAGAUCGAGACGAAGCUAUUCGAUAAGAAGCGGGUGCCCUACGGCGAUGACUUGAAAGUGGACUGCCGGGCAUCUGGUACCCCUGUCCCCGAGAUCUCCUGGGGCCUUCCAGAUGGAACCCUGGUGAACAGUGCUCUACAGGCAGAUGAUGGCAAGGGUCACACCCGUCGUUACGUGCUCUUCAACAACGGCACGCUGUACUUCAACAACGUGGGCAUGGAGGAGGAGGGCGACUACACCUGCUACGCCGAGAACACCGUGGGGAAAGACGAGAUGCAUGUCCACAUAACCGUAGUAAUGGCUGCCCCACGAAUCAGGACUCCAGGCCACACCUACGUUAAGGUGAAGGCCGGUGGCAAAGUGCGUUUCGACUGCGAGCCUGUGGGUGAGCCCAAGCCCAAGGUUCUGUGGAUGCUUCCUUCUCAAGACAUCAUCGCUGCCUCCAACGAACGCUAUCUGAUGCACGUCAACGGCUCCCUGGACAUUCGCAACAUCAAGCUGACCGAUGCAGGCGAGUAUGUGUGCGUGGCCAGGAACGCGGCAGGUGAGGACAGGAAGGUAUACAGGCUGGACAUCGACGACAACCCACCGAUCAUCAAUGGGUACCACACAAACAGAACGGUCGUGAAAGACUCCGCUGCCAAGUAUUCCAGGAAGAUGAUUGACUGCAAGGCCGAAGGGAACCCACCACCCCAGAUUACCUGGAUUAUGCCGGACAACAUCUUCAUCACAGCCCCGUACUUCGGGAGCAGAAUCAACAUCCACGAGAAUGGCACGUUAGAGAUCCGGAACGUACGUCCCACAGACACGGCCGAGUUCAUCUGCAUGGCACGGAAUGACGGCGGGGAGGCGGUCAUGGUGGUUCAGCUGCAGGUCACCAGCAUGCUGAGAAGGCCCAUUUUCAAAAACCCUUUGAAUGAACGGGUGGUGACCCGCUUGGGAAAAACCACGGUACUGAACUGCUCAGCGGAUGGGCAGCCAGUGCCAGAGAUUACAUGGCUGCUUCCCGAUGGGACUCGAGUCACUGGCACUUCCCGUGGGGCUCAGUAUCAGCUGGGAAAUGAUGGUGUGUUCAUACUCUACAGCGCCACCAAGGAGGACGCUGGCAAGUAUCGCUGUGCUGCCAAGAAUAGCGUGGGCUACAUCGAGAAGCUGAUAGUCCUGGAGGUGGGGCAGAAACCGUACAUCUUGACUCGACCCAAAGGCAUCAUCCGCAGCAUGUCUGGGGAGCCCUUGUACCUCCACUGCCUUGCUGAUGGCAGCCCCCGUCCUCAGGUCCACUGGACUCUCCCAGGGGGAGCUGUCUUGUCUCAUCCACAGGUGAGUGGCCGAUACAUGCUCUUGGAGAACGGGACCUUGAUUGUACGGGACUCGACCCUCCACGAUCGUGGAAACUACCUGUGUCGGGCCAAAAACGAUGCUGGAGAGGAUCUUCUCAUGGUCCCGGUCACUGUGGUCACUUACCCACCCCGCAUAACCAGCGGACCGCCGCAGACCUUGAGAGCAUUACCAGGACUGCCGGUGCAGCUCAGUUGUGCUGCUGUGGGACUCCCCCGACCCGAGAUCAGCUGGGAGCUACCGGACCGCUCAGUGCUGUCCUCCACCGGAACCGGUCAGACCACCGGUAACAAGCGGCUUCAUCCACAAGGGACCCUCAUCAUCCAGAGACCCACGGUCUCUGACUCGGGAACCUACAAAUGUGUGGCCAAGAACCACUUUGGAGCGGAUUCCAGGGUCGCAUACGUCCACGUGCUGUGA
This is a messenger RNA of Scleropages formosus (Asian bonytongue), 7823 nucleotides long. It is a transcript of the gene igsf10, whose product is annotated as immunoglobulin superfamily, member 10. The transcript has 6 exons. Lineage: Eukaryota; Metazoa; Chordata; Actinopteri; Osteoglossiformes; Osteoglossidae. The coding region runs from base 78 to 7823 and encodes 2581 amino acids. Gene Ontology annotation, cellular component: extracellular region. Gene Ontology annotation, molecular function: protein binding. The record is from RefSeq and is a predicted model, not a curated record.